AUGGCGUCUCUCAACUCGCUCCAUCGUGCUGGAAACUCCAUUCUCUCUCCUACCCACUUCAAACUCCGAAUACCACCGCACCCUUCUCACCACACCUUCAAACCCCCCUUACCCUCCUCUCCCACAACGUCAUCCGUCAAACCUCUUUGCACCUACGCUGUACCAAACAACACCAACCCCAAAAUCCAUCGCCGCCAAAACAAUUUUUCUCAACGCCAAAACACUAACACCCGUUACAAACCCCAAACACUACCAGCCCCUCCCAUCACUAUAAAUGAAAACGACCCAUCAUAUAUAAGCUCGAAUAACCCUCCACCAAAUGCUGAUUUGUUGGCUUUGUGCCAUGAAGGUAAGAUUAAAGAAGCAAUUGAUUAUAUGUCACAACGUGUUUGUCCCGAUUGCCGGACUUUUGAAACUCUAUUAGAUUUUUGUUGGAGUUCAAAGUCGCUUGAGCUAGGGAAAAAAGUUCAUGAAUUGUUGACUAGGUCACCUUAUGGUAAUAAUGUUGAGUUGAACAAUAAGGUGAUUGAGAUGUAUGUGAAAUGUGGGAGUAUGAGAGAUGCACGUAAAAUGUUUGAUAAAAUGCGGGAGAGAACUAUGGAUUUGUGGCAUUUGAUGAUAGAUGGGUAUGCAAAUAAUGGGGAGGGUGAUAAGGGGCUGCUUUUGUUUGAGCGAAUGAGGAAAUUGAGGUUGAGGCUCAAUGGCGAGACUUUCGAUGUGGUUUUAUUGGCUUGUGCUAGUGAGCAGGCUGUGGAAGAAGCAUUCAUAUACUUUGAUUUGAUGAAGAAUGAGUACGGAAUUGUUCCAGGGAUCGAGCAUUAUCUGGGGGCUCUCAAUGUUCUUGGAACCUCGGGGCAUUUGAAUGAAGCUAUGGAAUUUAUUGACAAUAUGCCAAUUGAGCCCACUGCUGAAAUUUGGGAGGCUUUGAUGAAUUUCUCUCGAAUACAUGGAGAUAUUGAGCUUGAAGACCGUGCUGGGGAAUUGUUAGUUGCACUUGAUCCGUCUAAGGCAAUGGCUAACAUGGUUCCUGCACCAUUGCCAAAGAAAUGUUCUGGGACCAAUAUGCUUGAGGGGAAGAAUAGGGUUAGUGACUAUCGGAGUACAAAUCCAUACAAGGGAGAUGCGUACAAUAAAUUGAAAGGCUUGAAUGGCCAGAUGAGGGAAGCAGGGUAUGUGCCAGACACAAGAUACGUGCUACAUGACAUUGAUCAGGAAGCCAAAGAGCAGGCUCUGAUGUAUCACAGUGAGCGAUUGGCUAUUGCAUAUGGUUUGAUUAGCACUCCGGCAAGGACAACACUUAGGAUCAUUAAGAAUCUUAGGAUAUGUGGUGACUGUCACAAUGCUAUCAAAAUCAUGUCGAAGAUUGUUGGUAGGGAGCUGAUUGUUAGAGAUAACAAGCGGUUUCAUCAUUUUAAGGAUGGUAAAUGCUCUUGUCGGGAUUACUGGUAA
Molecule: messenger RNA, 1449 nt
Organism: Ilex paraguariensis (yerba mate)
Lineage: Eukaryota; Viridiplantae; Streptophyta; Magnoliopsida; Aquifoliales; Aquifoliaceae
Source: the annotation of a GenBank genome assembly